Cucurbita pepo subsp. pepo (vegetable marrow) is the source of this 1787-nucleotide messenger RNA. RefSeq names its product UDP-Glycosyltransferase superfamily protein. The record is from RefSeq and is a predicted model, not a curated record. Lineage: Eukaryota; Viridiplantae; Streptophyta; Magnoliopsida; Cucurbitales; Cucurbitaceae. Gene Ontology annotation, cellular component: endoplasmic reticulum. Gene Ontology annotation, molecular function: mannosyltransferase activity.
AUAUAAUGAAUCUUAAAAAUUGCAGUACAUCGAAUUGGCAACGCGCGACGACCAGCAAUCGGAGAGACUCAGAGCGGGAAGAGCAGAGAGUGAGUGUUCCAAGAGGAAAUUAUGGAGAGACGCCGGGCUUGUGUGGUCGUUCUCGGUGAUCUUGGUCGAAGUCCUCGUAUGCAGUACCAAGCUCUUUCUCUUGCCCGCCAGGCAAAUCUGGAGGUGGACAUUGUUGCUUAUGGAGGCUCUCAGCCCCACUCGGCACUUCUAGAGCACAAAUCUAUCCAUGUUCAUACCAUGACACAGUGGCCAAAAUUCCUUCAAAAUUUGCCAUGGAUAUUCCGGCCUGUAACACUACUGCUCAAGCCGCUUAUUCAGUUUCUUAUGCUUCUUUGGUUCCUUAUUGUUAGAAUUCAUUCACCUGCCUUCUUCAUUGUGCAGAAUCCUCCUUCUGUUCCAACGUUAAUUGCUGUAAAAUGGGCUAGCAUACUAAAGCGAUCUGCAUUUAUCAUUGAUUGGCAUAAUUUUGGUCAUACUUUGCUUGCCCUGUCCCUGGGAAGAAAUAGCAGUUUUGUUGCUGUUUACCGCUGGAUUGAAAAGCAUUUUGGGAAGAUGGCAGAUGGCUCCUUUUGUGUCACGAAAGCAAUGCAGCAUGAAUUGGCUGAAAACUGGGAUAUUAAAGCCACAGUUUUCUAUGAUCAACCUCCUGAGUUUUUCCACGUUGCUUCACUCCAGGAAAAACAUGAGUUGUUUUGUAGGCUACAUAGUAAUCUACUUCAACCUCUUGGUCUUCAAGAUUGUGUUAGCUAUGCAGGUGCAGUAACGGUAGGCCAUGAGCAGCAGGAGACAUUGUUGACGAGUUUGGUUGGCAACGGUAUUCUCUUGAAGCAAAACAGACCUGCAGUUGUUGUGAGCAGCACAAGCUGGACUCCAGAUGAAGAUUUUAGUAUCCUUUUAGAAGCUGCAGUCAUGUAUGACAGGCGUGUUGCUGCCAUCCUAAAUGAGGAUGAUUCAGUUUCUGAUGAAUUUAUCUGGAAAGAUAUCUAUGAUGGAAAGCAAUACUUAUAUCCUAGGUUAUUAUUCAUCAUUACUGGUAAAGGGCCUGACAAAGAAAAGUAUGAAGAUAAGAUCAGUAAAUUGCAUCUUAAGCGUGUGGCAUUUCGUACAAUGUGGCUGUCUCCAGAGGAUUACCCAUUACUUCUCGGAUCAGCAGAUCUAGGAGUUUGUUUGCAUACUUCUUCAUCAGGCUUAGACCUUCCCAUGAAGGUUGUCGAUAUGUUUGGGUGUGGACUUCCUGUUUGCGCUGUUUCCUACUCUUGCAUCAACGAACUUGUGAAAGCAGAGAAAAAUGGUCUACUCUUUUCAUCAUCAUCAGAGUUAGCAGAUGAACUAUUGAUGCUUUUCAGGGGAUUCCCCAAUGAAUGCAGUGCUUUGGAUUCGCUAAAGAACAGCACAGUAGAAAUGGGUUCUCGUAGGUGGUCUACCGAGUGGGAUGAGCAUGCCAAACCCUUAAUAUCUCAGGUUAUCACUCGAUGCUAGAGCUAAGUUGUUGGUACCUUCCUACGCAUGAAGGUUUCUUCUUCAUAAGCUGUUUACUUAUUCAAAGGUUUGAUGAUACCAUAGUUUUACUGUAAAUUGAUGAUACCAUAGUUUUACUGUUAUUCAAUGCUAGAGUAUUGUAUUUUUGGUUAUUUUAUUUCAUUAACACAAAAGGAUAUUUAUGUUGUACGAUGACCACACCACGUCAAAAUUUUCAUCUUUAUUCUCAUUGAAGACGAGAACUAAUUUCAAUGUUA